CCAUCUGAUACUGGCCACAAUUGAGGCUCGGUCUCUGAGCUACUUUCCAGAGCUCUUUGGUAUUUGUAACACCCUUUGCAGGUGUCUGUGCUACAUCUGUCUUUAUGGCAUAAUAGCCAGUGUCCCAAGUGACACGAGUCUUGUGACCUGUUGCAGUGCAGCUGUGUCUUGGUUGCAAAACCUCGGGCCCUUCAGCUUGUGUGGAUGGAAAGGAAAAUCAGAGGAUCUUUCUUAGUUUAGACUGGUCUUACAUAUAUUGGAGAGUUGGUGACCAAAUUACCAGUUGUAAGAGCCCUCCUUUUGACUUUAAUGCCAAAAGGAAAAAGAAGGUGGCGGAGAUACACCAAGCUCUGAACAGUGAUCCCACCGAUGUGGCUGCCCUCCGACGAAUGGCUAUCAGCGAGGGCGGGCUCCUGACUGAUGAGAUCAGGUGCCAAGUAUGGCCUAAGCUCCUCAACGUCAACACCGAUGAGCCACCGCCUAUGUCAAGGAAGGAUCUUCGAGACAUGAGCAAGGACUACCAGCAAGUGCUGCUGGACGUCAGGCGGUCUCUUCGGCGCUUCCCUCCGGGCAUGCCAGAUGAGCAGAGAGAAGGGCUCCAGGAAGAGCUAAUCGAUAUCAUCCUCCUCGUCUUGGAUCGAAACCCUCAGCUCCACUACUACCAGGGCUACCAUGACAUUGUGGUCACUUUUCUGCUGGUGGUGGGCGAGAGGCUGGCAACAUCCCUGGUAGAAAAAUUGUCCACCCACCACCUCAGGGAUUUCAUGGAUCCCACAAUGGACAACACCAAGCACAUCUUAAAUUACCUGAUGCCCAUCAUUGACCAAGUGAACCCAGAACUUCAUGACUUCAUGCAGAGUGCUGAGGUGGGGACCAUCUUCGCCCUCAGCUGGCUUAUCACCUGGUUUGGGCACGUCCUGUUGGACUUCAGGCAUGUGGUGAGGUUAUACGACUUCUUCCUGGCCUGCCACCCACUCAUGCCUAUUUACUUUGCAGCUGUGAUCGUGCUGUACCGGGAGCAGGAAGUGCUGGACUGUGACUGUGACAUGGCCUCUGUUCACCACCUGUUGUCCCAGAUCCCUCAGGACCUGCCCUAUGAGACGCUCAUCAGCAGAGCAGGAGACCUCUUUGUUCAGUUUCCCCCUUCUGAACUGGCAAGGGAGGCGGCUGCUCAGCAGGAGGCGGAGAGAACGGCAGCCUCUACUUUCAAAGACUUUGAGCUGGCGUCAACUCAGCAGAGGCCAGACAUGGUGCUGCGGCAGCGGUUUCGGGGACUUCUGAGGCCUGAGGCUCGAACAAAAGAUGUCCUGACCAAACCAAGGACCAACCGCUUUGUAAAACUGGCAGUGAUGGGGCUGACGGUGGCCCUAGGAGCAGCAGCACUGGCAGUGGUGAAGAGUGCCCUGGAGUGGGCCCCUAAGUUCCAGCUGCAGCUGUUCCCCUAAACUCAGCUCAAUCAGCCACUUCCUCGCCAGUGCACCAAGCUCUCCCCAUUUCCGGAAAGAGGGUGCAAUUGCUGUGAUUAAAGGGUUUCUGUCAGGGGUGUUCUGUCUGCCACUCUUGGCAGCUUGUCUUUGGCUUUGGGGGCAAGUGGCAGAGCUGCCUGACACUGGGCUUACCAGACCUGAGUGCUCCCUGCACCUCCUCCUGUCAGAAGUGGCUCUGGAGCACCUGGCUACCCAAUCACUGCCCUCCUUACAGCACCUCGUCUGGAGUGUCUUUAGACAAAGCAGGCAGGGUAGUCCGGCCUUGGAAUGAGAGCGAGGGGAGAGAACUCAGCCUGGGAGCCAGUGGGACUCUCUUAAAAGUGGCCCUAUCAGCUGGUCAGAAUCAGAGGCAGACUUGAGCUGGGUUCUAAUGAAAGUUUGAUGAUCCCAGCCUAGAGAGAUCACAUGCAGCAGAACGUCAGUCACCAGGAUGGUGUUGCCUGUGUCUCCCUGUUCUUUCUCCUCUACAACCCACAUGACAAAACCUACAAAGACAUUUUUAAUACUGUUUUUAUGAUUGUAUACUACACCUAACAUAGCAAGUACUCUCACUUUAAAAAAAAUUACUUGUGUAUGUACAGGUGCCCGCAGAGGCCGCAGGUGGGCUUCAGGUUUCUUGGAGCCUGGUGUGGGUGCUGGGAUCUGAAUGCCAGGCCUCUGUGAAGCAGCAGUCAGUGCUCUUAACUGCUGAGCCAUCUCUCCAGCCUCUUUCAUAGUUCCUUCAUGAGAGAAGCUAUCAGAGCAAUGACCUUCUACUGGGCUAACAUUUAUUCUUUCCCUAUUUGGAGGGGAAUGGAACCCAGGGCCUUGCACAUGCAAAGCUAGUGUUCUACCACUGAGCAGCCCCAGCUUUUUUUUUUUUCUCUCCAAGUUUUUUUUUGUUUUUUUUUUUUUUUUUUUCUUUUAGACAAGGUCUACCUAAGUUAUCCAGGCUGGCCUUGAACUUUUGAUCUCCUGCCUCAGCUCCCAAUUAUCUGGGAUGACAGGAUUGCACCUGAGAUACUCUUCCUGCUCAGUUUAGCCAAAGUUGUUUGUGAGCACCCCCAUACCCCACAGCGCCACUUCCUGUCUCACUUCCCUUAUUUUCCUUUAAUUACCCACCUUGGCCUGUCUGGGUUGAUCUCCUCAGCUGCUGGUGUCAGGCUGGUAAUGUCCUUGGAAACUUGCCAGCAUGUAGACAGGGUUUGGCAGGAACCCCACACCACCAGCCUCACUUAGCCCUGGGCUCCUCCAGGAGAGGUGUACAGGAUCCAUGGGAUCACUCGGUCUUCCUAGGAUGGCUUAGUUCAAAGUGAAGCCAGGUGUGUUUUAUAGUAACUGGCUUGAAAACAAAAGUGCCUUUUGCUGCUUUAGGGUGUGUAGUGGAAGCUAGUUUCCUUAUCUUUCCUGGCACUCUUCUCCAGUCCUGCCAUGUCUACACCUCUCAUGUGUCCCCUGCCCAUCCCCUUGUCCCCCGUGCCCAUUGUAUGCAGUGGGACACUGCAUUGCUGGGCAGCCAUGAAGCCAGAGCAUAUAGGAGUGUCCAGGCUGAGUUACACAAAGCACUUUAAGUCAAGCUGGAAUGGUGAGCUCUGCCAAGGGUGAGAGAUUUACUGGGAUUCAUUCAGGACAAAGGAGAAUUAUCCAGGAUCCAGAGUGAUAAGGUGACAGAUAACUAUCAGUCUACCAUGGGAGUGUACCACCUAUGCCUCCUGCCUGCUUGAAGACUGUGGGGAGUGUGCUGGCUGAGGGAGGCCCUGGGCUCAGGGUCCAAGCCAUUACUCUAUCCAAACAAGCAGGCGGCACUGGCUUGUGCUGAGUUGUGCUGUGCCCAUAGCAGGACUCCCCUGCCACUGAGAAGAAAGUAUUGUCAGUUCACCGUCAGGUAUUUACUUACUCUGUAAAAUGUGUGUAGAUGUUUUGUACAGAGCCCCAUAUGAAAUAAAUGCCCUUAUGUGAUUCCUAA
Messenger RNA from Rattus norvegicus (Norway rat), 3432 nucleotides. The record is from RefSeq and is a predicted model, not a curated record. NCBI's taxonomy places the organism in Eukaryota, Metazoa, Chordata, Mammalia, Rodentia, Muridae.